This is a messenger RNA of Triticum dicoccoides, 1700 nucleotides long. RefSeq lists its product as uncharacterized. Gene Ontology annotation, molecular function: protein binding. The record is from RefSeq and is a predicted model, not a curated record. The transcript has 2 exons. NCBI's taxonomy places the organism in Eukaryota, Viridiplantae, Streptophyta, Magnoliopsida, Poales, Poaceae. The coding region runs from base 153 to 1541 and encodes 462 amino acids.
ACCUUCCCCUUCCACGGCGACGGCGGCUCCCCUCCGCCGUUCGCCGAUCCCCCGCCCCGCUGACUGCUGCUCCCCUUCGGCUCCGUCCUGGUGGUCUGCCAUCUGCCGCCGCGGCCCCGCUUCUCGCCCAGGCGCCGGAUCUGAGUACGGCGAUGGGCCAGGCCCCGUCGCUGCCUGACGACGCGGUGGCGGACGUCCUCCGCCGCCUCGCGCCGCGCGACCUCGCAGCGUCCCGCCGCGUCUGCAAGACGUUGCGCCGCGUCGUCGACGGCCACCGCCUGCUGCGCGCGGACCUCCUCCCUCUCAAGCUGGGCGGCAUCUUCCUCAACUUCUUCGAACUACGGUCGGCUACGCAGUUCCUUUCCCGCCCCACGACGGGCGCAGCCGUCUCCGGCCGGCUCGGCUACACCUUGGAUGCUUGCCAUCCAGACUAUGAUUUUCAGCCUGUUCCCUACGUGCUUGAUCAUUGCAAUGGCCUCCUCUUGCUCCACCACUGCGUGGUCAACCCUGCGACGCAGCAGUGGGCGCCCCUGCCCCCGGCCCCGGACCCGCCCAAACCUGCACCUUCAAUCAAGCAUUUUUGGAAAUCCCGGUACCUCGUGUUUGACCCCAUGCUGUCGCCCAACCAUUUUGACUUGCUCAUAAUGCCCGAAAUUUCUUUCAUGGAAGAAUGUGAGGAAUUUGAAUGGCCACCGUCCACAUUGAUCCUUCCUGUGUUUUCAUCCAAGAUUGGUUCAUGGGAGAAGAAGACAUUUUAUGGGGAUGGAGAAGCUGCAGGGACGGUACCUGGCUUGGUUGGGGUCAGACUGGAUUGCAAUGAACGUCAGUCUGUCUACUGGAGAGGAUCACUCUAUAUAUGUUGCGAAAACUGUUUUAUUUUGAGAAUAUCACUGGCAGACAACAGUUAUCGAGUAAUAAGACUGCCAACAAGAUUGUCCCUAGACGAUUCACAAGGUGAUCAACAGUUUUACCUAGGAAAAUCAACCAAGGGGAUAUAUUGUGCAUCAAGAAUCACGUCACAUAAGUCCCACCUUCAGGUUUGGUUCCUUAACGACUUGAACGAGUGGGUUUUGAAGCAUGACAAAGAUAUUUUCCCCGUCCAGCCAAAUAUUGACUAUGGCAACCCAUGUGAUGGACCUUGGAUCCUACAACAAUUUGACUAUGAUGAACAUGCUGAUGAAGAUGAUUCUGUUGUGGAGGACAACAGGGAAGCAGUGGAAAAGGAGAAAUUUGAAGCAAUAGUGAAACAAGGGAAAUUUGAGUGGGACUCGGAUAAUGAUAAUGUACUUGAACCUGGAAGUAGCUGCGGGAGAACUAAUACAUUUUUCCUUGGAUUCCAUCCUUUCAAAGAGGUUGUGUUCGUGACUCUGUGGGACAGAGUGCUAGCCUAUCAUUUGCCGAGCUCAAAGCUUCAAGAUUUAGGCAAGCUUUUUCCAGAAUUCUAUGUGGAUGGGCCCGACACUUACUGGCAUACACAGGUACAAGAGUCUUUCCUGUACACUCCCUGCUGGUUAGGGGAACUUCCUGAAAAACUAAACUAGUUGGAAGGUAUCCUCCAAGAUUAGAAUGCUUGUGUGGCAACUAUUUGAAGAAUGGAACACUUUUGUAUUUGUGCACAAAGAUUGUUUGUUCCCUGGGAAACUAAAUCUAGACAUGCAUGCAUAUCUCUGGCUUGAUUUGCUUAUUUUCACUGUUGUUUU